AUGACUGCACAGACAAAAGAAAACCAGAAGGUUCUCUUCUGCCCUGUCGGCUCCCUCUUUUCUCUUUCUAUAUCCGAACCUCUUGACGAAGACAGUCAAAUGCUUUCAGGAUGUUUCCAAUUCAGCAGCGAGGUGAAGCCAGGAUGGAUACAGUACGAUCCUAACAAGAUCACAGUGAUCACAUCCAAUGAGAUGUUUAGUCCCGUGGACAGCCCUAGCAGCAUUGUACAACCAAAGAAACAGAUGCUCCAGCUCGUGACAGAAGAUGACGUCUCGACACUAAAGGCUCUUCUAGAGAAGCCAGUCUUGCUCUGUGUUACCAGGCGACAUCAGUUCGACAACCCGAUCGAUGUGUCACCAAUGGACGCAGAUGUCUGCAACAGGUGUACUGUGAGUGGCUUUGAUAUUGACUUCGCGGUCGUUUUCCCUCCGGCGCUGUUAAAGGAAAAACUGAAAGAAACUCUUGAACUCAUUCGCGUUUACAUAAAGAAGAAACGUAAAUUUUGCUUUUCCAUCGACUUAAAACAGGUCUUGAAGGAGCUAACUCCCCAAGAAUUGCAAGAGAGUGACUCAAAGGAGUACGUUUCCUGGCAUAACACGGCCUUUUCGCUUACAAAUCACUGUAAACCGUACCACUCUCUCAUGUACCUCAAUACGGUCUUGUUCUGGACCACUUUGUUUCCUUACGCGUUGUUUGUGGCUUUGCCGUAUCGUGCGGGACGCCGUCUUCUUUGCAAAGAUAAACGCCUAGCAGUUCGUAUCCCAAUGAAAUUCACGUAUGGGCAUGUGGAUGACAAAGUUGUGGUGUUUUUAUGGACAAAUGACCCUCCCCCACCCGGGGAAUACAACAGGAAUACUAACAGAUUCUCCAUAACCGCUGCGCAUUUGAAUUGGCUACGACCAUUCCUGCGGGACUCAAGCAUGAUCACGUUUGACUUAAACGUGGAUAAUGGAGACGAUUGA
This is a messenger RNA of Porites evermanni, 963 nucleotides long. The record is from the annotation of a GenBank genome assembly. Lineage: Eukaryota; Metazoa; Cnidaria; Anthozoa; Scleractinia; Poritidae.